This is a messenger RNA of Gaeumannomyces tritici R3-111a-1, 219 nucleotides long. RefSeq lists its product as hypothetical. The record is from RefSeq and is a predicted model, not a curated record. NCBI's taxonomy places the organism in Eukaryota, Fungi, Ascomycota, Sordariomycetes, Magnaporthales, Magnaporthaceae. The annotation marks the transcript as partial. The transcript has 2 exons.
CGAGGGGAGGUAGGCAGGUGGAAGCAGGGUUUUGACAGUGCGGCGUGUUGGGGGGUUGGGGUUGUUGUAGUAGCCCUCCGCAGGAGAAAAGCGCUCCGCAGGAGCACCCGGAGGGCCGCCGGAGGCAAAAGGGGGGUCCCAGGGGGUCUCCCCCUGGAAAUUACCGGUUAAGCAGUAAAAAUCAGUAAAAAAUAUAAAUUACCGGUUAAGCAGUAAAAA